UAUCAAAAAUUUAUUUUCCGAUAAAUAUUCAACAGAUUCACUGCACUCACUCGAAUUAACAAGAAAAAGAAAAUAUACAUAACUUAUAAGUAAUGGGAAAAUUAAUCGAACAAAUCGCCCUGCAAGGACAUAAGGGUAGAAUUUGGGGUGUUGACUGGCAUUUCAAAGGCAAUGCAUUUGCUUCUUGCGGUGAAGAUAAAACAAUACGUAUCUGGGCACAGAAUGGAAGCAAUUGGACAACAAAGACUAUCCUCUCCGAUGGACACCAACGCACAAUACGAGAAGUAGCGUGGUCACCUUGUGGACAGUUUUUGGCAUCGGCUAGUUUCGAUGCCACAACUGCCAUUUGGAGUAAAACAUCAGGGGAAUUCGAAUGCAAUGCAACUUUGGAAGGCCACGAAAAUGAAGUCAAGAGUGUCAGUUGGUCAACGUCAGGCGGUCUCCUUGCCACUUGCAGUCGCGACAAAUCCGUGUGGAUCUGGGAAGUUGCUGGUGAUGAUGAAUUUGAAUGUGCGGCUGUGAUGAAUUCCCAUUCGCAGGAUGUGAAGAAAGUCGUCUGGCAUCCUUAUGAAGAGGUCCUGGCUUCGGCCAGUUAUGACAACACUAUCAAGCUCUACAAGGAGAACACUUUGGAUAGUGACUGGGAAUGCACAGCCACUUUGGCAUCGCAUACUUCAACCGUUUGGAGCAUUGCUUUUGACGAAUUCGGAAAACGGCUGGCAUCGUGUUCGGAUGACAAAACUAUAAAAAUAUGGCAAUCCUAUCCUCCAGGCAAUGAAGAGGGCAUCCCCACACCUGACAACGAAACAAUCUGGAAGUGUGUGUGCACUAUUUCAGGUGAACACACGCGGGCAGUGUACGACAUAAGUUGGUGCCAUAAGACUGGACUUAUAGCCACGGCAUGUGGUGACGAUUCGAUUCGCAUAUUCAAGGAGGACGAAGGUUCGUCCAAGAACGAACCCAAUUUCUCCCUGGUAACCGCUGUCGAUAAGGCACAUUUGCAGGACGUCAAUUGUGUGAAGUGGAAUCCCGCAGUACCUGGACAACUUAUGUCGUGUAGCGAUGAUGGGAACAUAAAGAUUUGGAAUUUUGUUGAAUAGAUGGAGAAUUUGUCGAAGCGAGAGAGCGAAAUAUAUUUUUAUUGAAAAAGA
Messenger RNA from Eupeodes corollae, 1151 nucleotides. RefSeq names its product probable cytosolic iron-sulfur protein assembly protein Ciao1 (gene Ciao1). The record is from RefSeq and is a predicted model, not a curated record. Gene Ontology annotation, molecular function: protein binding. Gene Ontology annotation, cellular component: cytosolic [4Fe-4S] assembly targeting complex. The transcript has 2 exons. NCBI's taxonomy places the organism in Eukaryota, Metazoa, Arthropoda, Insecta, Diptera, Syrphidae. Gene Ontology annotation, biological process: iron-sulfur cluster assembly. The coding region runs from base 93 to 1100 and encodes 335 amino acids.